Messenger RNA from Penicillium angulare, 531 nucleotides. Its product is annotated as CDR ABC transporter. The coding region runs from base 1 to 531 and encodes 176 amino acids. NCBI's taxonomy places the organism in Eukaryota, Fungi, Ascomycota, Eurotiomycetes, Eurotiales, Aspergillaceae. The transcript is spliced from 2 exons. The record is from RefSeq and is a predicted model, not a curated record.
AUGGAAGAUAUCAAUAUUUCUUCUCGGCCAGAUCAAUCGAUGAAUUUGAGCUCUAUAUCAACAACCAAUCCAUCAUCCAAUGACGAUGAGAUAAAUAACACCGGUGUUUCAAGUCCCUUAUCAGAGCAAAAAAUGCAUGCGUCUGGCCACAAAGGAGAGGAAUGGGCACAAAUAGAACGUUUGAUUUCGCGGAUGUUUGGAAGUGAGCGGAAAACAAACCCCGAAGAAGAGAAAACACGGUAUUCUGGAGUCGUAUGGAAAUCUCUUACAGUCAAGGGGAUUGGACUUGGGGCCGCUUUUCAGCCUACUAAUGGUGACAUGUUGCUUAGUAUUCCAAGACUUGUGAAAAAGUUGUUCACUGGGGGCCGGAGAGGGACGAGAGUAGCAAAGCCGGAGCUUCGCGCUAUUUUGGAUGGCUUCACGGGCUGUGUUCGACCGGGAGAGAUGUUGCUUGUUCUUGGUCGGCCUGGCUCAGGGUGUUCAUCUUUUUUGAAAGUGAUUGGCAAUCAACGUUCAUUACGGAGGAACUGA